AUGCGGAGGAGAAACAAAUGUGAGAUCGACGAUUACGCUGCCAAUUUGAAGCGGAUCCGAAGCAUCGGUUUACGAGUACAGUGCACAAAGCCUUUCCAACGGCCUUCCGAACCUUUGAUGGAGAAAAGCGCUCAUCAUCAUGUGCCAUCUUGCUCGCCGGUAACCGUCUUCGCGCCACGCAAAACGAACCGAAGAUCGCAGUCCACGAUUAACGAAAAAAAAAUUGUAGCAAAAGCGUCGCUGCGCUCGUCUUAUUCGCCGAUAUGCUUCUUCGCGCCACGCCUAAUUAUUAUCCAUCGUAUCGUAUCGUAUUCAAUGGCUGAGCUCAAGCGC
Molecule: messenger RNA, 333 nt
Organism: Mesorhabditis spiculigera
Lineage: Eukaryota; Metazoa; Nematoda; Chromadorea; Rhabditida; Rhabditidae
Source: the annotation of a GenBank genome assembly